GUACAGAAACGUAGAAGAAGAAGUAUGCGGAAGCUUAGGAGUUGUGGAGCGUCGGACACUGGUAAAAAUGGAGAGUCCGGAGCUGUCGUUUACGUUGGCUUACGUCGUGUUCGCGCUCUGCUUCAUCUUCACACCCAACGAGUUCCGCGCGGCCGGUUUAACGGUCCAGAACGUGUUUGGGUCAUGGCUGGGGAGCGAGGACGUCGGCUUCAUCCAGUACCACCUGAGGAGGACCAGCAUCACCAUACUGGUCCACUCUGCGCUACCUUUAGGUUACUACCUGGGGAUGAGUGUCGCCGCCCCGGAGAACGUGGGAUACGUUCAGCAGCAGGUGAGUGAUGGCUGGACAGUUUUCCUCCUCGUGUCCCUCCUCCUCCACCUGGCCAGCUGGAUGCUGGUCAUCUACUGGUCCUGCUGUCACUGGAAGCAUCACCCCAUCAGCAGGGCCCUGCAGGCCCACGUACAGCCUCCUUACUCCAGCUGGGGCUCCGUGGCAACCAGCAUUAACACAGAGUUCAGACGCAUAGAUAAGUUUGCUACCGGAGUGCCUGGAGCCAGAGUCAUCGUCACUGACAGCUGGGUGUUAAAGGUGACCACCUACUACGUCCACAUGACCUUACAGGCCGACUGUCAUGUGACCGUGACCGAGUCCACACAGCAUGAGCUGAGUCCAGAUUCAAGCACCCCCGUAGAGAUGCUGACCCUGAGAGUGGAGAGCAUCAACCCUGCCGUCAGACCCUUCGGCUUCAGAAUCAACUCUACAGAUUAUUCAGACUUCAGGGAGAAGCUUGGAGCUCCCAUCAGACUUUCCCCCAACGUGGUGAUCCAUCAAACAAUCAGUGAUCUGUUCCUGGAGACGUUCAGAGCUCAGGUGGAGCUGAAUCAGCCGUACACCCUCCCAGGUGGACAGGAGCUGGAGCUCUGUAUCGGCUGUAUGCAAGUUCCUGCUCGCACCAAGCUGGUCCGACGCUGUCACGCAGCAGGAGCUGAUAAUGAGUCCGAGUGUCAGCAGUGUUUUUGCAGACCUAUGUGGUGUUUGACCUGUCUGGGUCGAUGGUUUGCCAGUCGUCAAGACCAGCAGAGACCAGAAACCUGGUUGUCCAGUAAAGUCCCCUGCCCCACCUGUAGAGCCAGAUUCUGCAUCCUGGACAUCUGCAUGGUCCGGUGACUGGAUCCAGAAGACCUCAUUCCUCUCAGGACCAAGUGGAGCUGUGUGUUAAGACUGAAUAUGUGACUGCACCUUUUUAUAAACAGACUUAGUGUCCUCUUCUUCUGUCACUGUGUCAGAGUUUCUCUGUAAAAAUACAGUUUGUUAUGAAAUCA
Messenger RNA from Melanotaenia boesemani (Boeseman's rainbowfish), 1323 nucleotides. RefSeq names its product transmembrane protein 129, E3 ubiquitin protein ligase (gene tmem129). The coding region runs from base 68 to 1168 and encodes 366 amino acids. Gene Ontology annotation, biological process: protein ubiquitination. The record is from RefSeq and is a predicted model, not a curated record. Gene Ontology annotation, molecular function: ubiquitin protein ligase activity. The transcript is spliced from 7 exons. Lineage: Eukaryota; Metazoa; Chordata; Actinopteri; Atheriniformes; Melanotaeniidae. Gene Ontology annotation, cellular component: endoplasmic reticulum; membrane.